AGUUUGAAACACAUGGCCGCCUACUGUGUUUACAACUUCUCGUAAUGAGCUGGUGAGUAGAAACACACAGUCCCAAAGCAGAAGGAUUCGUUUUGCGCGUCAGUCGGUUUCUCCGGCCUUGGGGGAAACUUUGACACCGCCGAGGAGAGAAGUGUUUGUAACCAAACCGCAAACAGAACCAAAGGCCGGGCAAGCCACACUGCAGGCUGGUGGGUGCUGUGAUGUCCUCGUACCCCAACAGACUCAAACAUCCACACUGCAGGAGGAAGCACUAUCCUAGUAGCACUUACCUCACCCACGUCUGACAGCCACUCGCUGGACACAAGGCACUUAAACGCUGACUGGAGGAGAGCUUGACAGGAGAGAUUGAUAAACAAAGAGAGAUGUCUGACUCAGCUGGAGGUGGUGAAAGCGGAGGUGUUGCAGGUGCAGGGCAAGACUCGGAAGCUGAUAAUGAGCCUCCUCAACAGGCCCCACCUUUACUACCUAAAGGUGAGAACCUAGAAGUACGGGAGACCUCUGAGGAUGGGAACCCACCAUCUGCCAAGCGGCCCAGGAUGAGCGAAGGGCAACAGGGGCUGGAACAGGCUAUGAAGCCCAUUAAACUGCAUGAAGAAAUGCCAGCACAGGCGGACUUGCUGCAGGAAAACCCAACCCCACCAGAGCAAAGAACAGGGGAACUACUGCAAUGUAAGGAGGAAAGUCGAAAAGGGGAAGAGGUAACAGUCAGUGGGGAAGGUGACGAAGAAUGUCAUCAGAACGGAGAUCAAGGGCAUGAUGGCUCCUUAGAAGGAGAGACGAAACCAGAGGAGGAGCACAACGGUAACGGAUCUGCAGACAGCCCCAGUGACGGACAACAGCUUGGAUUGGAUUUUACCCAGAACCCCCAGAUGCUGACUGGUUCCUGGACUGAGUACUCCAACUUUCCAGAGAAUUACCUUAAAGGCUGCAAAUGGGCCCCUGAUGGUUCUUGUAUCCUGACCAACAGUGCAGACAAUGUUCUCCGUGUGUACAACCUCCCUCCAGAGAUUUACAGCUACAACUGGGAUGUGCUUCCUGAGAUGAGUCCAGUGCUGAGGAUGGCUGAAGGAGACACCAUCUACGACUACUGCUGGUACCCCAAGAUGAACUCAUUGGAGCCAGACACAUGCUUUCUCGCCAGCAGUAGCCGUGACAACCCAGUGCAUGUGUGGGAUGCGUUUUAUGGCGAGGUGCGAGCCAGUUUCCGACCCUACAAUCACCUGGAUGAGCUGACAGCAGCUCAUUCCCUCUGCUUCUCGCCAGAUGGAGCACAGCUCUACUGCGGCUUUGACAAAACAGUCAGGGUUUUCUACACUGAGCGUCCUGGAAGAGACUGUGAAGAGCGGCCCACUGUAGUGAAAAAGCAAGGCCAGAGUGGCAUCAUCUCCUGCUUUGGCUUCAGCCCCUGCCAGUCUGUUUACGCCUGUGGCUCUUACUCCCGCUGCGCUGGCCUCUACUCCUGCCAAGACGGCACCCUGCUGGCUCUGCUGCCGACCCGCCACCACGGAGGCCUCACCCAUCUGCUCUUCUCCCCUGAUGGCAACUACCUGUACACCGGCGGGCGCAAGGAUCCAGAAAUCCUGUGCUGGGACCUACGAGAGCCUGGAAAGGUUGUGUUUUCUCUUAAGAGGAACGUGGCCACUAAUCAGCGCAUCUACUUUGACCUUGACCAGUCCGGCAGAUACCUGCUGAGUGGAGACACAGAGGGAGUGGUGUCAGUGUGGGACACCCAUACAGCUCCUCCAGAUGGGAACGAAGAACUGCUGCAGCCUCAGCUCAGGUUCCAGGCGUACUGGGAUUGCACCAACGGUAUCAGUAUUCACCCCUUCAUGCCACUGCUGGCGACAUCCAGCGGUCAGCGGCAGUUCCCGUGGCCCGGUGACAGCGAGGGCGACUCGGCCUCGGACACCGAGGGAAGCGGAGCAGUGAUGUCGCAGCAGGAGGCCCGGCAGGACAACGCCCUGACGCUGUGGUGGGCCGGACCGCUCUGUCCUGCCGCUGAGGGGAGCCAAGACCAGAACACAGUGGCGGCAGAGACCUGAAGCUCUGUUAGUUCAGCCAGCCGACACAAAUUGAGUUACACUUGCCAUGUGAUAUUUCUUUCUGGAAUGUUUGGUGUGCACACAGCUAAUUAUGGGUCAGUCACAUUCUUUUUGCCAGCAGAAACAUGAAGUACUGAGGUGAAAAAGCAUCACUGGAUCAGUUUACAUUCUACACUUUCACAGUCAAAGUAUAUUUAGACCAGAUUAAAUUAAGUCUUAACAUAUCACCCGCAAGUUUACAAUAUGCACACCGUACUCCGACUUCCUGAGUUAAAUUAAAGGAUUACGAAACAUUUUACAUCUCGACAGUGCAAAAUAGACCUUCAGCAGUCUGUGUCUGAAGACUAGACGUGGUUUUAAUGCCAAUUUGGUGAAAUGAAAUUGCCAAGGUUAUGGUUAAAAGCAAGAAGGUUUUUGUUUUUAAAAGGUGAUGAGAGGUGGGUUAUGUAAAGCGUGGAUAUAGAGCCAAAUUUCCUUUGUUUACCUUUCUUAUUUUAAUAGGGAGUCUCCGUCCUGAAAUGGAUGAAUUUAGUUGACGUGAAAGCCUUGUUGUGAAGCAGCUCAGUAUCUAUCCACUGAUUGCGCCUCCAGUCUGAGUUGCGUCUGUGGGAGUGUUUGUGUACGUGGCUGUAAUGCUGCCCCUGAGAUUCCUCACUGCUCUAGUUACAGUAAGUGCCAUUUGUUCUUAAGCUUUGCUUUUGUAAACUGAGGGGGAUCUCCUGUUUUUACCUUGUUUUUUAAAGUAUCGGAUGCACCAAGUUGUCGCUCUGUGCAUGCCCACAAAUGUAUAUUUUUGUAAAGCCGUGACGAUGAUUCUAAUUUUCGAAUGUAUACUCUCCAAGCAGCUCGCUCGAUUACUGUAACUUCAUACCAAUCUGUGACCGUCUUUAAUUAGUGGGUGCACCUGGAAAACGAGUGUCUUAUUUUUUCUACAGAUUGUGCUCAGAUUACACUUGUACCUGUGUGAUUGGUGAUGCAGCAGCACAAAACACGUCGAAUAGUUGCGCUAAUACUGCAGUGAUUUGCUCAGUGCUUAUGUUGCCGUUAGUUGGGUGUGCUUUGCUGUCGGGUCUCUUUGCAGGUUGGGUCAGAAACUCAGCACGCUCCAGCCAAAGCUUUGUAUCUUUAGACACUGAAAAAUCUAUCAAUUUUUAAAGCCUCUGCUGGUUUCACUUCUUGGAACUCAAAUUUGUUGCCAAUUCAAUCGCAGCUCUAAUUUUGUAGCUAAUGUUGCACAAAACUACACAAAUUUACGCUCUACCAGGAAGCAUUAGGAACCAUGCAGGCCUUGAAGAUGUCAAAUAAGUCUCUAGAUAGACGGCUCUGUCUAUAACAGGUGGUUUUCUGGUGAUUUUAUUCAAGCUGGAGUGAAUUAAAAGCAUAUCUCAACAGA
This is a messenger RNA of Stegastes partitus (bicolor damselfish), 3456 nucleotides long. It is a transcript of the gene wrap53, whose product is annotated as WD repeat containing, antisense to TP53. The record is from RefSeq and is a predicted model, not a curated record. The coding region runs from base 384 to 2063 and encodes 559 amino acids. Gene Ontology annotation, cellular component: Cajal body. Gene Ontology annotation, biological process: Cajal body organization. The transcript is spliced from 11 exons. Lineage: Eukaryota; Metazoa; Chordata; Actinopteri; Pomacentridae. Gene Ontology annotation, molecular function: RNA binding; protein binding.